CCCACGGUUGCCCGGGUGACUGUUCGGCAGCAUCGGUGGGGGCAGUUAAGCUAAGGAGACUAAGGUGGAGGUCCGUAAAGGAAGCCCCAGUCCCACUAGGCUUCAGCGGCGGCUAUCCAUGGCUCAUGAAGGCUCGAGAGCCGGCAGAGACCGAGGGCAGUCCAGGGCCAAGGCAGAGAAAGUUCGCCCCCCUACAGUGCCUGUGCCCCAGAUAGAAAUUGUGCCUGGCCGUCUGAACGAAUCCGAAUGGAUCUCACUUAUGGGCAUUGAGGAGGGUGAGGAUGUGGUAGGGGAUGUCUUGGCUGAACUGCUGGCCCGUGUGAUGGAUGCUGCCUUCAAGGUCUACCUGACCCAGCAGUGCAUCCCAUUCACCAUCAGCCAGGCCAGAGAGGCCAUGUUGCAGAUCACUGAGUGGAGAUUCCUUGCGAGGGAUGAGGGUGAAACAGAUGUGGCUGAAGACCCCACAUGGGGGGAGGAUGAGGAGCCUAGGGCCAGCACCACAGACACCUGGGCUCAAGGCUCUGUGCCUGUGCUGCAUGCGCCUUCCCCUGCUAUUCCUACAGGACUCGAAUCCUCCUCCCAACCUGAGGGCACUGAGAGUGGGGAUCAGCUCUCCAUGUAUCAGAAGACUUGGAUUUCAGUCCCUGAGGAUCAGAGCUUGUCUUUCUGGGAACCUCCUGAGUUGAGGCCCACCCCAGGUCCCCCUCCAACACCAGAACCCUCUUCACAUAGCCCCCAACACUUUGCCCAUCCCUGUCAAAAUUCAGUCCCUCUCCUGAGCAGUUUUCCUUCUCUGGAUCUUUCCAUAUGGGAGAGUUCCCAGUUUUCUUUGGAAGUGGGCAGCUCAGUGAGCCCACAUCCUUCUCUAGAUGUGUCCAUAUGGGCAAGUCCUCAGGCAUCCCUAACUUCACAGCCUGGUUAUAUUCCAUCUCUUUCACAGAAUCCCCAACCCCCUUUCCAUUGCACUGGGGGCGGGGACAGCUCAAGCCAAGUGAGGGAGACAGGUUUACCUUCCCCCUACUAUCUGUCAGUGCCUCUUCCGCCAUUCCUGGCUAGCCCUCCCUGGGGCCUCCCCAGAGCCCAGCCUGUCCCAGCCCCCAAAACUUCACUAACUCCCGCAUUGCUCCCUGCUGCUUCUGCCAAAUUCAUGCGCUUACAGCAGGGGCGGUCAUACCUAGCCUCGGGUCUGGUGUAUGACCAGAUGGGACGGAUCGUAGCCAUGGAUCCACUGGAUCCUACCCGUCUGCCACAGCACCACAUUCAGCCCUUGGCCACAGUUUUGGCCGCUGAGGCAGAGGUCCACCCAAUGGAGUCCUACAGGGGACAAAGGAAGCAUGUCAAUUAUGGGAACAAGUUCAGAUUCCAGCUUCCCAGUUGCCCCGGACCCCGCCUCCAUCCUGGUUUUCCCUUCCCAGCCCCUGGCUUUGAGCUGCCCCUCCAGAACCAGUGCUUCACUCCUCUGAAGUGGGGGUCUAGCAUCCAGUGGCCUUAUGGAUUAGAGGGAGAAACAGAUCUGUUGCAGAGGCAGCCACUAGGUUCAAGUCUGAUUCCAGGGGCGGGGUCAGGACAGAUGCCGAGGUCUGAUCUGAGUCUGCUUCCUCACCAUGGUUCAAGAGUCCUUGAAGCCACCUCCCAGCUGAUAUGGAAACCUUCCCAACUGCUGGACUCGAUGAAACUGAAGGCUCAUGUGAGCCUCUGGAAUCCAAGCAAAAACAUGCACCGAAGUGGUGGUAUUCCUUCCCACAUGGAGAGAGAGCAGACCCCUGAUCCACUGCCUAAGGAGCCUUCUGAACAGCAGCCCAUCCAAACCCAUGCACUUAACCCUCAGGUCACUGUGGCUCAGCUGCUGAAGGGCUCUCCACCCAAAGUUCGGGCCCUUCCCUCUCAGGACACAGUCAGCACCACCCUCCCUAAGGAGUCCUGAAUGAAGAAAGGCUGUGAGUCUUACCAUGACGUUCCCACCCCACCCAGCAACACUCUGAAAUCCAAAUCCCCACUGCGCCUCCUUCCUUGCAAUAAAUACUUGUGGGACCCUAAA
This is a messenger RNA of Vombatus ursinus (common wombat), 2038 nucleotides long. RefSeq names its product chromosome unknown C2orf81 homolog (gene CUNH2orf81). Lineage: Eukaryota; Metazoa; Chordata; Mammalia; Diprotodontia; Vombatidae. The coding region runs from base 119 to 1924 and encodes 601 amino acids. The record is from RefSeq and is a predicted model, not a curated record. The transcript is spliced from 4 exons.